AUGGCGACGCCCUUUCCCAUUCCUGUUACCGCAGCCCAGGUUGGAACGUACUUUGUGGGACAGUACUAUCAGGUGCUUCAGAGCCAGCCGGAGUUUGUGCACCAGUUUUAUUCCGAUGCCAGCACCAUGCUCCGAAUCGACGGCAGCACCAGGGAAACCGCUGCCGCAAUGCUUGUAAUUACUGCUAUCAUUUUUGUUGUUCUGUUGACAGCGUUUUCGGUGGUUUUAGAAUUGCUAGCUUUUGCUGUAGUGUUGAGUGAAAGGAGUAAUAUUGGUGAGGAGGAUCCAGUUGGCCAACUUAAUGCAUCACAAAUCCAUGCCCUGAUUAUGUCACUCAGUUACACUGGAAUUGAAAUCAAGACCGCACAGUCUCUAGAGUCUUGGAGUGGUGGUGUUCUUGUGAUGGUUUCUGGAUCAGUGCAAAUUAAGGACUACAAUCAGAGGAGGAAAUUUAUGCAGACAUUCUUCCUUGCACCGCAAGAGAAAGGCUUUUUUGUGCUUAAUGAUAUUUUUCAUUUUGUUGAAGAGGAUCCAGUUCACCAACAACAAGCAGUUUUGCUCCCUCAGAGCAAUCAUGAUUCACAAUUGAAUGCUUCAAGUGCAAUCAAUAAGCCAGUGUCCAACUACCUUCUGGGUGGAGAUAUCCAGGCUAGGGAGUAUGUUGCUACAAAUGAGGUCAAAGAAAAUGGUGUAGUUGAUAAUUAUGGAUUUUCAGAGCAAAGAUUGCAGCGGGGCCCUGAUUCUGAGCAUAUUAGGGAAGAUACUGCUGUUGAAGAGUCAAAUGGUUCACUUCAAUCGUCAGUGAAUGCAGUGCAAGACCAUGUACCUGCUUCUCCUGAUGAACCUGCCGGGGAGCCGCAAAAGCAUACUUAUGCUUCCAUUUUACGGAUUGCUAAAGGACAAUCUACACCAUUAGUAGCUUCUCAACCCUCUCAUAAAAAUGUCUCCCCUUCAGAAUGGGAUCAUGCUCCACAGAGUAGUAGUCUGCAACAGCAAACGACUGCUUCAACAAAUGCAUUUGAAAGGUCUGAGGCUGAUGCAGUGGAAGAGCUUCCUGCAACAGAAGAUGAAGAUGAAAUCAAGUCUGUUUAUGUGAGAAACUUGUCGCCCACUGUGUCUCCUUCUGAAAUUGAAGAGGAAUUCAAGAAUUUUGGUAGAAUCAGGCCUGAUGGUGUUGUCAUUAGAAGUCGCAAGGAUGUUGGGGUUUGUUAUGCAUUUGUUGAAUUUGAAGAUAUGACAGGCGUUCAUAAUGCGGUCAAGACAGGAUCUGUUGAGAUAGCAGGAAGACAAGUAUACAUUGAAGAAAGGAGACCAAACAGUAACAUCCCUUCUCGAGGAGGAAGACGGGGUAGAGGCAGAGGUAGCUAUCAGGCAGAGGCACCAAGGGGGCGUUUCAAUUCUAGGAGCUUUGGCAGAGGAAAUGGCCUAGAUGGUGUUGAUAGGGAGUACAACAAAUCGAAAGGAAAUGGUUUCUAUCGACCGAGUCCUCGCCAAGAAAGGGGAAGUUCAGGGCAUCAUCAAAUACCAAGAAAUGGGCAGAACCUUGCCGAGUCCUGA
This is a messenger RNA of Sphenostylis stenocarpa, 1557 nucleotides long. The record is from the annotation of a GenBank genome assembly. Lineage: Eukaryota; Viridiplantae; Streptophyta; Magnoliopsida; Fabales; Fabaceae.